Molecule: messenger RNA, 1579 nt
Organism: Chenopodium quinoa (quinoa)
Lineage: Eukaryota; Viridiplantae; Streptophyta; Magnoliopsida; Caryophyllales; Amaranthaceae
Product: wall-associated receptor kinase 4-like
Exons: 2
Coding region: 1-1083 (360 amino acids)
Biological process (GO): cell surface receptor signaling pathway; protein phosphorylation
Cellular component (GO): plasma membrane
Molecular function (GO): ATP binding; protein serine/threonine kinase activity
Source: RefSeq, a predicted model, not a curated record
AUGCGGCAACGUUACGAUCCCCUAUCCUUUCGUAUAACAAGAUUUUCUCUUUCAACAACCCGAAACAUUGCUGGUGGGUUUAUUUUUUCCUUGCUGGUUAUCUUUUGGUUUCAUUGGCAACAUGGAAACAAGAAGAUUCAAAAACUAAGGGAGAAAUGCUUUCACCAAAAUGGCGGUCAUAUUCUACAACAAAAGCUUUCAGGACGAGACGUGUCAAUUGGCAAUACAGUAAAGAUGUUCACGGAUGAAGAACUAAAGAAGGCGACUGAUAAUUACAGUGAAAAUAGCAUCAUUGGUCGAGGAGGUUUUGGCAUGGUUUUCAAGGGAAUACUACCUAACAAUCAAGUAGUCGCCAUCAAAAGGUCCAUCAAGGUUGAUUCCACCCAGGUCGAACAAUUCAUUAACGAGGUUGUUGCCUUGUCACAAAUCAAUAAUAAGAAUGUGGUAAAGCUCUUAGGUUGUUGCUUGGAGACGGAGGUACCAUUGCUCGUUUAUGAAUUUAUUAGUAAUGGUACAUUGCAUGAUCAUUUGCAUGAUGAAGGAAAAAUGUAUUCUUUUACUUGGGAUGUUCGCUUAAGAAUUGCAGCAGAAGUUGCUGAGGUCUUGGCUUAUUUGCAUACCACAAUUUCUAUACCGAUAAUUCACAGAGAUAUUAAGUCUGCAAACAUACUCUUGGAUGAUAAGUGCGUAGCAAAAGUUGCUGAUUUUGGAGCUUCUAAGCUAGCUCCGGUAGAUCAAGAGCAGUUAGGGACUAUGGUUCAAGGGACAUGUGGUUAUCUUGAUCCAGAGUACAUGCAAACUGGUGAGCUCACUGAUAAGAGCGAUGUUUAUAGCUUUGGUGUUGUUCUUGUCGAGCUACUAACUAGAGAGAAGGCCAUAUCUUAUGCUAAGCCUGAAAAUGAGAGAAGCCUUGCUGUAUGCUUUCUUAGGAAAAUUAAGGAAGAUCGUUUAUUUGAGAUUUUUGAUGAACAAAUUGUAAGUGAUAGUGCAAUGGAGCAGCUUAAGGAAGUUGCUAAUCUUGCAAGGAGGUGCCUGAAACUUAAGGAAAUUGGGGAUUUAAAUAGCGAUCUUAGUGCUUUAUGAUAGCGCUGGUGUGAAGGCGAUGACAAUUAGGAUGAUAAAUAUCAUUUAGAAGAAGAAGGUUAAGAAAUGAAAGAAUUGAUAAGAGAUUAAAGAUGAGGAAGUAUAUGAGAUGAAAGAGAAGGUUGGAGAAUUAAGUUUAGAGGGGAUGGGAAACAAGUAGUGGACGGCAGUUAGACUAUCACAAUAGGGUUUUAUUUAUUUUAUUUUUGAUUUUUAAAAAAGGGUUUUAAUUUUAUUAUAGUACAAAUUUCUAGUAAUAAAUAUUAAAAUAUAUCUAAGAAACUGGAUUUUAAUAAUAAGUAGUUUCUUAUUUUUUUUUAAAAAGAAACCGCACAUCUCUUGUUUAAGGUUACUUUUAUCUAAGAAACCGGAAUUUAAUAAUGUAUGGUUUCUUACUUAUAUCCUAAGAAACCAGAUAUCUCUCGUAUAUGGUUCCUUUAUCUAAGAAACCAGAUUAGUGAUUUGCAUGGUGCCUUAUGACUGGUUCCGUAGGCCU